AUGAUCGCCCUCGGAACCGAGCUCCAUGCGCAGGCAUACUUCGAGUAUGAUGCCAAGAAGAGCGGCGGUGUGACCAUCAGCCACUUGAGGUUCGGGCCCAAACCAAUUCACGCUCCUUACAACGUCCGCGCCGCCGACUACAUGGCCAUCCACAAAUCAAGCUACGUGCACAACUAUGACAUGACGCGUUACCUGAAGCAGAACGCCGUCUGUGUGAUCAAUUGCUCCUGGGACGUGAAGGAGUUGGAGCAGCAGCUGCCUGCCAAGAUGCGGCGGGAUCUGUCUGAAAAGAAGGCAAAGCUGUUCAUCAUCGAUGCUACCAAGAUUGCGGUGAAGGCCGGCCUGGGCAAGCGCAUCAACAUGAUCAUGCAAACCGUCUUCUUCAAGCUGAGUGCCGUCAUGCCCUACGAAGAGGCCGUGGAGAUGCUGAAGAAGAGCAUCAAGAAGAUGUAUGGCAAGAAGGGCGACAAAGUGGUGAAGAUGAACAUCGAUGGAGUCGAUGCUUCAAUCGCGGGCAUCGUGGAAUGCGAAGUUCCCGCUGCUUGGGCAUCCCUGGCAGUCGACACGGAGGCUUCCGACGCCAAGACCAGCACCGUCGCUUAUGCCAAGGGGCCCCGCAUGUUCCCCGAAGUGCAGAAUGCUUCGCAGUUUGCCGCGCAAGUGCAGAAACCUUGCAACAAUCUGGAUGGCAACUCUCUGCCGGUGAGUGCCUUUGUGCCUGGUGGCCGCGUGCCAUGUGGUACCAGUCAGUACGAGAAGCGUGGCAUUGCAAUCCAGGUGCCUAAGGUAGACAUGGACAAGUGCACGCAGUGCAACAAGUGCAGUCUGAUCUGCUCCCAUGCAGCUGUGAGACCAUUCCUGAUGACCUCUCAAGAGCUGGGGAAAGCACCGGCAUCGUUCAAAGAAGGCAGUCGUUCUGCUAUCGGAGGAG
Symbiodinium necroappetens is the source of this 931-nucleotide messenger RNA. NCBI's taxonomy places the organism in Eukaryota, Dinophyceae, Suessiales, Symbiodiniaceae. The record is from the annotation of a GenBank genome assembly.